AUGGAUUGGGCAAAUCACUCGUCGCCUUCGCGCCUCGACUCGUUUGUUGAUGAAUUGGUCGAUGUCUGGCACCUCCACCGAACGCCUAUUCUCUUCACCAUUUGCAUCAUUCUCGUCGCUAUUCGAAUUUACUUCCAGUUCAAUGGACAAAAGACAGAAGUAAUCGCUUUCAAGAAGGCUUACGAAGAACCCGCGAAGCCAAAGGUCGCAGUCGAAGAAGUCAAGGUUGAACAAGUUGAAAUCGAAGAAAAGACCCCCACCAUCGAGCCCGUCGAGGAGAAAAAGAAUGCCAAAUCUCAGGGACCCCGACGAAUCAAGGGUGGCUUAGCCAGAAAACCAUCAAAGAAAACAGAGGAAGAAAAGGACAUUAGUCGGCCUGUCGUACCUCUUGUCUUCUUUUGUUCAGUUACGACCAAGACGGCCAAGAUCGCGCAAGCAUAUGUCGAGAAGUUAGGAGGAAAGUUAGACGAGCUUUCCAAGCAGUCAGGUCGACAAUUCCUCAAACCCGAAACCCGAGACCUUACCGAGAUUGACUUCGAUGAUUACUUCCUCACUCCCUACAAGGCGCAUGGUGAUGCCGACCUCUUCUACCUCUUUCUGAUCCCCAGUUACAAUAUCGAUACCAUCAACGACACCUUCCUCGAACAUCUCCAGGAGACCCAUCAUGACUUCCGAAUUGAUACUGCGCCUCUAUCCGGCAUCCUAGGCUACUCGGUUUUCGGUUUCGGUGACAAGGAGAAUUGGCCUACUGAAGCGGACGGUUUCUGUUUCCAAGCCAAGGAGGUCGACAAGUGGAUGGCUAAGCUCACCGGUCGCAAGAGAGCUUACCCUGUUGGAAUGGGCGAUAUGCAAAGUGAUCAUGAAGAACGUCUGCAGGAAUGGACCCAGGGUGUCGAAGAAGUCAUCGAAUAUGUCGCUCGUACCGGAAGCUUGGGAGAAGGGCUUCCUGGCAGUGGAGCAGCUGACGAAAGUGACGUCGAGGACAUUGCCGAAGAUGAAGAUGAUGGCGAGGUUAUCAUUGAAGACGACGCUACCGACAAAAAGACAAAGGGUGGAAGGGAUCUUGACGACGUUGAGGAUCUUGGGCGCAUGAUUCGAAAGGAUGAUGGCUCGACCGUUCAAAAAGCCCCUCUCGCUGUUGAUUUCACCAACUAUGGAUCUUCCACAAAGAAGGCAGUCCCUCAAGGACCAAAGAAGAUGGUUGCCAAAGAAUCGCCUACAUACAAAGCACUCACCAAGCAAGGUUACGCCAUUGUCGGAUCUCACUCAGGAGUCAAGACAUGUCGAUGGACAAAAUCGGCUCUCCGUGGACGAGGCUCCUGUUAUAAAUGGUCAUUCUACGGCAUCGCAAGUCAUCAAUGUAUGGAAACAACCCCUUCGCUCUCCUGCUCGAAUAAGUGUGUCUUUUGCUGGCGCCACGGCACAAACCCAGUUGGAACAACAUGGCGAUGGGUUGUGGAUCCUCCCGAUCUCAUCUUUGACGGCGUUAAAACAAACCAUUACAAGAAGAUCAAAAUGCUGCGUGGUAUGCCUGGUGUGCGAGCUGAGCGAUUUGCUGAAGCUAUGCAGAUCAGACACUGCGCUCUGUCGCUUGUCGGAGAACCCAUCUUUUAUCCCUACAUCAACGAGUUCCUUGGCAUGCUACAUGCUGAACGUAUUUCCUCCUUCCUUGUCUGUAAUGCUCAACACCCUGAUCAACUCGCCGAUCUCAAGGCUGUAACUCAGCUCUACGUAUCUAUCGAUGCAGCUGAUAAGGAAUCACUACGAAGAAUCGACAGGCCUCUCCACCGAGACUUCUGGGAGCGCUUCAACCGCUGCCUCGACAUUCUCCGUGAAAAGCGCUUCAGCCACCGAACUGUGUUUCGAUUGACACUCGUCAAGGGUUUCAACGUUGAGGAGGAGGCUGAAGGAUAUGCGCGACUCGUGGAACAAGGCUUGCCAUGCUUCGUCGAAGUCAAAGGCGUCACAUACUGUGGCACAUCGACUUCAUCGAAUGCUGGCCUGAGCAUGUCCAACGUUCCCUUUUACUGGGAGGUUGUUGACUUUGUCAAGGCUCUCGAGAAGAGGUUGAAGGAAAAGGGGCUAAAGUACGGCAUCGCUGCCGAGCACGCUCACAGCUGCUGCAUUCUCUUGGCUAGCGAGAGGUUUUAUGUCGAUGAAAAGUGGCACACUUUGAUCGACUACAAGAAGUUCUUUGAACUUCUCGAGGAGCGUGGAGCUGGGAACUUUACCCCAGAGGAAUACAUGGGGGCGCCAACCCCCGAGUGGGCUCUGUGGGGUAAUGGAGGUUUCGAUCCUCGUGAUGAUCGAGUGGACAGAAAGGGACGCAAGAUUGAAGCAUCAUAA
This is a messenger RNA of Fusarium pseudograminearum CS3096, 2346 nucleotides long. RefSeq lists its product as uncharacterized. The transcript has 2 exons. The coding region runs from base 1 to 2346 and encodes 781 amino acids. NCBI's taxonomy places the organism in Eukaryota, Fungi, Ascomycota, Sordariomycetes, Hypocreales, Nectriaceae. The record is from RefSeq and is a predicted model, not a curated record. Gene Ontology annotation, molecular function: 4 iron, 4 sulfur cluster binding; FMN binding; catalytic activity. Gene Ontology annotation, biological process: wybutosine biosynthetic process.